CUGGGCAUGGCACAGAUACAUGCCUGACUGUAGCUGUACAUCACACGGGUGUAAUUCGUGAAGACAAAAUGCCUGAGAACUUAAAAACUGAAUGGUAACAGACCGUGAAUCCCACUGAAGACUGAACCUGGUGAUAUUCUGAAGCAAAAGAGCUCUAGAGGCUGCCUGUAGCUGCUUCCACCAUCUCCUCACACUGACUCAACAGACAUUCCAGGCUUCAGGGUGACGUUCCUGGAAUCUUCUUAUAUCUAUGAACAUGCACAGCUCAAGGACUGCAGGACAGUGUCAGCAUGGGGUGAGCACUGCUUACUACUUGGACCAUGCUGCUGCUGCCGCCAUUGCUAAAGCCGGUAUUCCUGUGUUUGCCUGGAAAUGGGAGACCGACGAGGAAUACUUGCGGUGCAUCGAGCAGACCCUCUAUUUCAAGGAUGGGCAGCCAUUAAACAUGAUUUUAGAUGACAGUGGGGACCUCACCAACCUGGUUCACACCAAACUCCCACAGCUCCUGAAAGGAAUUAAAGGCAUCUCGGAGGAGACAACUACCGGGGUUCACAAUCUGUAUAAAAUGAAAGCCAAUGGGAGCCUGAAAGUGUCAGCCAUCAACGUCAAUGAUUCUGUCACCAAGAGUAAACUCAAUAACCUUUAUGGUUGCCGAGAGUCCCUUAUUGAUGGCAUUAAACAUGCCACGGAUGUCAUGAUUGCUGGGAAAGUGGCCGUCGUGGCAGGCUACGGUGAUGUUGGCAAAGGUUGUGCUCAAGCCUUGAGAAACUUUGGAGUCAGGGUCAUCAUCAUGGAAAUCAAUCCAAUCCUGAUCCAAUGGAUCCAGCCCUUUUCUAGGAAGACAGUCACUAGUCUACCAGCUCCGAGUAUGACCAUGAAACAGCAAACCCAGCCUCAGCAGAGCAGACGCCCCGGCCGUGAGAGUCACCAGCCCCCUUUCUUGGAGCCAGCCCAGAGGGAUGCUGUGGCUCAGUGGCAGGGUCUCAAGCACAUCUGACAUGUGGUCACUGCAAUUCUGCAGAGUGCAGCUCCCCAGGACCAGCCGCUCCAGGGUCGCUGCUCUGAAUUUCUAGCCCCACU
Molecule: messenger RNA, 1080 nt
Organism: Mauremys reevesii (Reeves's turtle)
Lineage: Eukaryota; Metazoa; Chordata; Testudines; Geoemydidae
Product: adenosylhomocysteinase B-like
Exons: 2
Coding region: 251-997 (248 amino acids)
Biological process (GO): L-methionine cycle
Cellular component (GO): cytosol
Molecular function (GO): adenosylhomocysteinase activity
Source: RefSeq, a predicted model, not a curated record